CCCUCGCAGGUAGGCGUCCCCCAAGACCUUUUUCUGCCGGCUCGCGCCGAUCGUCUGGCGCCAUGGACUUAGCCGCAAGGGUUGCCAAGCUGGAGCAGGAGUUGGCGGCGGAGAGGGAGCGCAACCAGCAGUUCGUCAAUCAGGCUGCCUCUUCCUCCCAGCCAUCCCAGCCAGCUGAUGUGCAGGAGAGUCCUAGAGCCAGCUCACAGGAGCUCCAGCACUUGGUGUCAAUGGGCUUCAGCCGUCGCCGCUCCUUGGCAGCCUUGGACGCCCACCAAGGAUCUGCGGAGGACGCGGUGGCCGAGCUCCUGCGAGAGGACACAGAUCAGCAGACACCUGCGCAGUCUUUGCAGGCCAUGGGCUUCGGCGCGCAGCAGGCCCUUGCCGCGCUGGACCGCGCGCGGGGUGACGUGCAGCUGGCGCUGGAGGAGCUUCUGACGGCCGACCCGGCGGCGGAUGAGCCCAUGGAGCCUAUAAGGCUGGAGCUGGAUCUGGACGACGAGGAAGAGCUGCAAGCUGCUGUCCCGGCUUUCCGCGCGGAGGCAAGCCCAGCGGCACUGGCGGAAGCGGAACCAGCCGGCUCCGCUCUUGAGGACGGUCUGCGGACACCUCCCCGUGCCACUGCGGCAUUGCGGUCUCCUGCGAGGAAUGCAGAAGACGUCAUUGCUGGGGCUCCGGCGGAGCCAGUCCUUGCGGCCGAGGAUGGUCUGCAGACGCCUCCCCGUGGCACAGCAGCCUUACGGUCUCCUGUGAGGAAUGCGGAUGUCAGCUCUGAGCCCGCCGUUGCGCCUGCGGCUGCAAAUGCCCUGGCAUCAGCCGAGGUCAGCCCUGAGCCCGCUGCGCCUGCGGCUGGAGCAGCCCCGGCAUCCGCCGCGCCCUCGGCUGUCGCGCCGUCAGCCGAGGAUGCCGAAAGCCCAGAGGGGCCGGCGCGGAAGCGCCUGCGCCUUGCAGACAACGUCACGGGCACUGAUGCUGUCAGCCCCAAAGCCAAGGCCAAAGCCAAAGCGAAAGCCAAAGCGAAGGGAAAGGCGAAAGCCAAGGCUGAAGCAAGCGGCAAAAAGGAGAAGGUUGCUGGCAGCUUCGGAGAUGUCCUGGCCGCAACCGACAGCAAGGAGGUCACCAUCCGCAGGAAGCCGGAGAUCGACCGGGAAGUGGUGACCUUGGCCAAGGCGGUGGUUACGUUCAACGAAGCUGUAGCCUCCGAAGGGGUCCGCGAAGCAGAGGCGGACGGGGAGGUGGCCGCGAAGUUCUGGAAGAGUUCAAAGCGCCCGAAGCUAGCAAGGCUCCUGGACGCGUUAAGUUGGCUGCUGAUCAUCUUCAAGAACGGCAACGCGGCCUUCCGAAGAGAUCUGGCGAAGAUGAAGCUGAGGCUCCCGCACGUGCUGCUUGCACUGGUGGGCCAGCAUCCCGAUUGGGAGCAGGCAAGCAGCAUGCAGCGAGUCAUCAGUGCCUUGCAGACGGCCGAGAAUCUUUGGACAGGUGAGCGGAUCAAGCUGGUGCUGGCGCACUAUCCGGUGCUCUUCAUGAAGGGCUGGACCCCGCGGAACCCCAGCUGCGAUGCGUGCGCCAGCUGGAAGGAUGGCACCCUUGCCAGCCGUUGGGUGGAUGGUUGUGGUGGACACGAUAUCCUGACGGCACUUACAAAUGCCUACCCGAUGCUUCUGGAGGAGCCACUCGAGGAGGCGCUUCCCUCUUUCAGCUUCUCCGCAGGCGCUGCUGCCACUGUGAAGGCAAACCUGAAAUUGGUCAUGGACCACCACGGCCAAGAAUUGCUUGACACUGGCGCUUUUGCAAUGGCGCGCGCGCGCAACCACCACAACCGGCACGCCUACGAGAAGACGUUUAGCGCCGAUCUCAAGAGCCUGCUGCAGACGUUGCUGGCGGACUUGAGCGCCGACUGGCGGCAUCUCUGCUCCGACGUGGCGGUCUUCAAGAAACUGGAUCAGAUCAGGACAGGCAAGUGGACGUCACCAAAGCGGCGGUCUUCCGAGACGAGCCCCUCCUGGCACAAGACGUUUGGCGAGAAGUUCAUCGCUGCGGAGUUCAAGGCAGCUCUGGGCUGCCGCCCGGAGAACCUUCUAUCGCAACUCCAGGAGCAAUCCUGGCACGAGGUGGCAUCUGAGAUGCCCUCGUGUGAUCCGACGGAGGCAGUGGAUCCUGAAGACACUCUCCAGGCACUUACUUCGCUGGGCGUCGUAGAGCGGAGGUCCAUGCUGACCCUGUCGGAGCGACACGACGAGCCCCGGCUGGCAGUGCAGUCGGUGCAAAUGAAGUCGUUGAGGUGCUUUUGGUACUGCCAGGGCUGCGACAUGUGGCUGGACAUCCGGGAAGCCUCUUACAGCAAGAAGCUCGAUAGAUCGGCGCCAUCGAACCACCGCUGCUUCCAGACGGACCGGAGCCGGGGCCAAGAGCCCACCACUGCAAAGCCCAAGGUCUUCGAACUGGUGAAGGGGGCGGACCUCGGCAUCCACUUGAAAGCCGGCUCGCUGGCGCAGAAUAGGAACUUGCUGGAGCUGGCCUGCCCCAUGGCAUCACUGCUGAAGGUGUUGGAAUACGCUGCCGGAGUGCCGUGCCAGAGCCGCAAGGUCUUCGUGCGAGUAGCAAGUGCUGAGCAGAACGACGACGAGGCUAACGCCGAGCAGCUGGCCAAGGAGGACGACGAAGAUGAGGUCAAUGUCCAGGACGAGGACGGAGCUGAAGCAGCCAGCAGCUCCCGGCCGCCGAAGCGGCGGAAGGCGGAGACGGCGGCCACCCCGGGGCUUCCCAGCCGCAGCGUGUCCCACUUCUCGCUGCUGUCCUGUGGCGCGUUGGCGGAGGCUCCUGAAUAUCCUCCCGGCUUCAAGCUGCCGCUGCAUCCUGCGCAACGGAGGACCCUCUUUUGGAUGGCUUCCCGCGAGGGCCUGGGCCCCGACGGCUCCGUCCUCACCGAGUCUGUGACCUUCUCCUCGGUGCAGCGACUCAGCCGCCGCAUGGGGAAGUCGGACGUGAGAGUGCAGCUCAAGGCCUGGCGGCGGGGGCGCCGGUUGUGCAACGGGAAACGGAAGCUUCGCUUCACAGAGGUGGAGCGCCUCUUCCAUGCCAAAGGCGGGCUGCUGGCGGAUGCGGUGGGAUAUGGCAAAACUGCUUCCGUGUUGGCGCUGGUGGCAUUGAGCCCCAGCCCUCCACCGACCCUCCGCCCACAGCUGCUGAAUCGCCGGAUUCUGUCGCGGGCCACGCUGAUCCUGCUGCCCGCGAACCUGUUUGAACAAUGGCAGAAGGAAAUCACGAAGUUCCUCUCCGAUGACACGAAGACGGUGUCCAUCGCCACCUUGACGGACCUGAAGAGCACCUCAGUGGCCCGGCUGCGGGAGGCGGACAUCGUGCUGGUCAGCGGGCGCCUCCUGGUCUCCCCCAAGUACCAGGAAUAUUUGGACAAGGCUGCCAGCCUGUCUUCCAAUCACGAAAUUGUUGUGGGGGCCGAAGCUCAGUACCAGGAUGCAAGGAAGAAGUGGCGCGCGCACUCGGUGAGGUACAGCACGCAGCAGCACCACGCGCUCGUGGGGCUGCCGAACCUCUAUGCCAAAGUGGUAGGACCGCCGGGCCCAGAGCCCAAUCUUGGAGACUUCAAGGAGAAGAGAAUCUCCAAGUCCCCAGACCUUACCUCGGAGCGCCUGGUGCGUCGACGCGGGAUGCUGCUGAAUCGCCUGGAGCAAGUUCCUUUGGAGGACCUGGACCGCCUCCUCAUGCCGCCCCUGGAGCUUUUCUACUGGCGCCGUCUCGUGGUGGACGAGCUCCAUGAGCCCCUGCGGGCGCUUCGGGAUGCGGCCAUGUUGCGCCAAGAUGUGAAGAUCAAUGCACCGGCACGGGUCCUGCUCCACAACUUCGAGAGCUUCGAGGCGCAGAGCCGCUGGGGGCUGACGGCCACGCCGCCUCUGAGCAGCGCCGCGGAGGUCUCCUUCAUGGCGCGCUUCCAUCGAGUCUUUGUGCCGCGGGACAGUGAUCUUGAAGCACAGCACUACUUGGACGAGUUCGUGCGCAGCAAUGAUCUUGAUGUGUCAUCCAUUCCAAUCGAGCACCACCUUGUGGCUGUGCGUCAGACAGGCAGCGAGCGGGCGCUGUACUUGAACGCUGCCCACGGCCAACCAACUCGUGAGGCCAUGCUGCAGCUCUGCAACUUCUUCUCCCCGGACGACCGCGACGAGGACAUCGAUAAUGCCAUCAGCAGCACCCGGGAGGACAAUGAGCGAGCACUCGAAAAGCAUUGCGAGGAGAUGAGGAAGAACGAGGCCGAGCUGGACAGGCUGCUGGACGAGGAAGAUGCAAACUUUCCUUCGGCCAAAGACGAUGAGGAGGUGAAGAAGAAGAGGGCCAAGAUCAAGCGCUUGCAAGAUGCGCAGCCCAUGGCGAAGCAGAAGGAACGUCGCCUGGAGAGCCGCAUCAAGUACUUCGAGGAAGUCUUGAAAGAGCUUCAGAAGCUUGAGCAGGACACCGUGGAUUGCCCCAUUUGCAUGACAGCGAUGGAGCCCGAUGACUGUAGCGUCACCUCCUGUGGCCACAUUUUUUGCCAGGACUGCAUCGGCAGUUGGUUGAAGACCAAGGGCAAGUGCCCCACCUGCAACCGCGAGCUGCAGAUCAGCAAGGUGGCUUUGGCCAAGGAGGUGCUCAGCAGAUCCCAGGAGGCAGAGAGCAGCCGCGUGUCGCGCUUUGGCUCCAAGUUGGAGGCAGUCUGUGGCCAACUGCGAAAGAUUUGGAGCAAAGAGCAGGAUGCGAAGGUGAUCAUUUUCGUCCAGUUCGAAGUGCUGCUCAAGAAGAUGAAGGUUGCCCUGGAGGAGGUGGGCAUGCCGUGCCUCACCUUGCAGGGCUCCGUCUUCGAGCGGCGCCGCGUCAUCCGCCAGUUCCACGCCCAGGGGUUGGACAAUCGGCUUCUGCUGCUGUCUUUGGAGCGGAGUCCUGCAGGCAUGAACUUGGUGUGCUCCCACCACUUGGUUUUGGUGCACCCCAUGCUGGCGGAAAGUCCCAAGGCUGCCCUGAGCUUCGAGCGCCAGGCCAUCGGCCGAGUGAGGCGCCAGGGGCAGAAAGAGACGGUGCAUUUGUACCGGCUCUUUGUGCGUGACACCAUGGAGGAGGAGAUGGUCAAAGAGCAUCACCAGCUACUGGGAACAGACCAGAAAUCCGCGGAGCCGGCUGCGCAACCCGCCAAAUUCAUUCAAUUGGGUGGGAGCCGCCUCCAGGAAAUGGCGUUGGCACACCGGUAGAAGACAUGGUAAAAGGGGUGAACAAG
Messenger RNA from Effrenium voratum, 5260 nucleotides. The record is from the annotation of a GenBank genome assembly. Lineage: Eukaryota; Dinophyceae; Suessiales; Symbiodiniaceae.